Messenger RNA from Aspergillus pseudoviridinutans, 1266 nucleotides. Its product is annotated as putative MFS multidrug transporter. The transcript is spliced from 4 exons. The record is from RefSeq and is a predicted model, not a curated record. Gene Ontology annotation, molecular function: transmembrane transporter activity. Bases 1 to 1266 code for a protein of 421 amino acids. Gene Ontology annotation, biological process: transmembrane transport. Lineage: Eukaryota; Fungi; Ascomycota; Eurotiomycetes; Eurotiales; Aspergillaceae.
AUGCGGGAGUUUCAUGUGGAAGAUGCCACACAAAGUAAUCUACCGACUUCAGUGUUUCUCAUCGGGUAUAUUGUCGGGCCACUUGCGUUUAGUCCCCUGAGCGAGAUCGUCGGACGGCGGCUGGUGCUGCUGCCUACUUUGACUGUGUUUACUUUGUCGACUGUGGCGUGUGCCUUGAGUCCGAAUUGGGGAUCGCUGCUCUUCUUUCGGUUUAUCUGCGGAACCAUGGGUUCUGCGCCUCAGACGGUUGUGGGUGGUGUGUAUGCGGAUAUGUUCUUUGAUCUCAGAGAAAGAGGUAGAGUGAUGGCAUUCUAUAUGGGGUCAGCUAGUUUCGGACCCAUUCUUGGUCCAAUAAUAUCGGGGUUUGUAUCGCCCUCUUAUGGCUGGAGAUGGACGUUCUGGAUUGCUUCGAUACUGGCGGGCUGUGCCUGGAUCUGCCUUCUCUUUGUGCCCGAGACCUUCGGGCCGGUUCUAUCGAGGCGCAAUGCGACUGGAAUGGGGGAUACAGUUGCGAAGGACGCGGUCAACAUCGUUCAAAUCGUCAAGCGACCCUUGGCUAUGCUGCUCUUUGAACCCAUUAUCACCUUCACUUCGAUAUACCUCGCGCUGGCUUAUGGUCUUGUCUUCUUCUACUUUCAAGCUUACCCAAUAAUUUUUGAAAGUGUCUACGGGUUCGAUGUACAGAUGACCUCUCUUGCUUUUCUCCCUGUCGGCGUCGGUGCAGCCUCCACCAGUCUCGCUGCCCUCUACUGGGAUCUGGCCUAUGGCAAAGCCAAGAAACGCAACAAGCCAUGGCGCUUCGGCGCAGAACUCCACCGACUCCCUAUCUCCUGUCUCGGCGCCGUCCUCCUCACAGCCAGCUCGUUCUGGCUCGCCUGGACCUCCCGAGCAGAAGUCCACUGGGCAGUUCCCAUCGCCUCCGGACUCGCGUUUGGUUUCGGCUACCAGACCAUCUUCGUGUCGCUCUUGACGUACGUGACCGAUGCUUACAAGAUAUAUUCCGCCAGUGCACUAGCUAGCUCGGUCAUUCUGCGCAGUGUUCUUGGGGCACUGCUGCCGCUGGCUGCUAAGCCGAUGUACGGGACGUUGGGGGUGAAUUGGGCGACCUCGCUGGUCGGGUUUUUGAGUCUGGCGUGUGUGCCCAUUCCGUUUGUGCUCUUGUACAAGGGGGAGUGGGUAAGAGAGAGGAGUGAAUUCUGCCAGCAGUUAAUGAAGCAGGAAUGGCCAAAGGAAGGUUCAGAUACAGAGCGCGGAAUACGGGUUUGA